Messenger RNA from Sinocyclocheilus grahami, 1885 nucleotides. RefSeq lists its product as uncharacterized. The record is from RefSeq and is a predicted model, not a curated record. The coding region runs from base 35 to 1885 and encodes 616 amino acids. The transcript is spliced from 3 exons. Lineage: Eukaryota; Metazoa; Chordata; Actinopteri; Cypriniformes; Cyprinidae. Gene Ontology annotation, molecular function: GTP binding.
GAGAGAGAGAGUUUAAACGGCUAAAACAAACUGCAUGGACACAAUGUCAGCAACACAUAAGCCAGAAGGUGAUUCACAGGAUCUGAGGAUCGUGCUGCUGGGAGUCUCCGGAGCUGGAAAGAGUUCAACAGCAAACGCAAUACUGGGUCGAGAGGCGUUUAAAGAGAGCAGAACCAGAGAGAGUGAGAAACAGAGAGGAAGAGUAGAAGACAGAAACAUCUCUAUCGUCGACACGCCAGGAUUCUUCAACACUCAGCUGACUGAUGAAGAGCUGCAGAGUGAAAUGAUGAGGAGUAUGUUCCUCGGUUAUCCUGGUCCUCACGUGUUCCUGCUCCUCAUCAACCUCGACACCUUCAGAGAGGAGCAGAGGAACAUUGUGGAGCAAAUUCAGGAGAACUUUAGAGCUCAAGCUUUAAAGUUCACCAUGGUGCUGUUUAUUGGAAGAGAAAAAAUGGCGACUAGACAAUGGAAUCUCUUAAUGAAAAGCAGAAAGUUUCAGAACCUUGUCAGUCACUGCAGAGGACAAUUUCAUGCACUCAACAGUAAAAACGACAUUAUUCCAACUCACAUCACAAAACUUCUAGAGAAGAUCGAUGAAAUCAUCAAAUGGAAUGAUGGCCAGCAUUAUGACAUUCACAAUUUCUUAAGAUAUCCAAUAAGACGCAGAAAAGAAAACAAGGAGCCGAUUCACAUGCAGAGUGUAAAGGAAAAGAGCACAAGAAAUGUUGUUACUGAAAAGAAAGAUUUUAUUUUGCAUGUGAGAACUCAAUUAUAUGAUGACAGAUGCUCUAGAGUUUCACAAGAAAACAAGAAUGAAGAAGAAGAAGAAGAGGCAACACAAUCAGAAAGCUGGAAAAUGAGCAGAAAAAGAAAAUGGGACCAGAAGGAGCAACAGACAGAGACAGAAAAACAUCUAACCCAAGCAGAGUCCAUACAGAGCAGCCACAUAAAACCUGGCAAGUGCACAGAUCUCAGGAUCGUGAUGGUGGGGAAAACUGGAGCUGGAAAGAGCGCAACAGGAAACACCAUCCUGGGACGAAAAGCGUUUAAAGAAGAAUUAUGCUCUGAAUCUGUGACUGAGAAAUGCCAACAACAUCAGCAGACCGUAAAAGGUCGAAUCAUCUCAGUGAUCGACACUCCAGGACUGUUUGAUACGUCAAUCAGCGAAGAACAGCUGAAGAAUGAACUAAUGAGAUGUGUAGAAAUAUCUGUUCCUGGUCCUCAUGUGUUUCUGCUGGUCAUCAGACUGGACGUGAGAUUCACAGAUGAGGAGAAAAACACAGUGAGAUGGAUUCAGGAGAACUUUGGAGAAGAUGCUGCACGUUACACCAUCAUCCUGUUCACUAGAGGAGAUCAGUUAAAAACAUCCAUAGAGGAGUUUCUGAGCAAAAACAAGCAGAUAAGAAAUCUAGUUGAACAAUGUAAAGGAGGUUAUCAUGUUUUUAUUAACACAGCUGAAGAAAAUCAAUCACAGGUCACUGAACUGCUGGAGAAGAUAGACAGAAUGGUGGUGGAGAACGGAGGAGAGCAUUACACAAAUGAGAUGUACAAGGAAGCUCAGAGGAAAAUAGAGGAAGAAGAGAAGAGGAGGAGAGAAGAAGAGGAAAGAAGUAGGCUGCUGAAUAAAGCUAAAGAUGCAGUCUUAAUGGGAACAGGUGUGGUAGUGGGUGCAGGAGCAGCAGUUGUAGUUAGUGGAGGGGCACUUAGUUCAGCUUUUAUCUCAGGAGCAGCAGUUGCAGGAUCUGCGGCUCUGGCCUCUGCUUUGCAAGGAGCGGCGCUAUCUGAAGCUGUAAUAGCAGGAGUAGUAGCUGCUGGAAAUGCAGCACUGAACUCUGCUUCUGGUGGUGGUAAUAGGAAGAAGGAGAAUGGAAUCACGUUUCAGUGA